ACCGCCCACCCUUUCCGCGCCGCCCGCGCCCGGCGCGCCCGAGACCCCGCCGGGCGACGCGCCGCCGCCGUCCCCGCUCCCCGCGCGCCGCUCUGCCGGGGCCCGCCGUGCGCGCGCUGGGGCGCGGCGCGAGCGGCCGGGGCGGCGCCAUGCGCAGGGGCGAGCGCCGGGGCGCCGGGGGGCCGCGGCCGGGGUCCCCCGCGCCCGCCCGCCCGGCCCCGCCGGAGGAGCCGCCCGACGGCGCGCCCGCGGCCCGAGCGCCCGGGCCGGGCGGGGGCCGCCGCAGCACCGAGUCCGAGGUCUACGACGACGGCACCAACACCUUCUUCUGGCGGGCGCACACCCUGACCGUGCUCUUCAUCCUCACCUGCGUGCUGGGCUACGUGACGCUGCUGGAGGAGACGCCGCGGGACACGGCCUACAACACCAAGAGAGGCAUCGUGGCCAGUAUCUUGGUGUUCUUAUGUUUUGGAGUCACACAAGCCAAGGAUGGGCCCUUCUCCAGGCCUCACCCAGCCUACUGGCGCUUCUGGCUCUGCGUCAGCGUGGUCUACGAGCUGUUCCUCAUCUUCAUCCUCUUCCAGACCGUCCAGGAUGGCCGUCAGUUUCUGAAGUACGUUGACCCCAGACUGGGGGUCCCACUACCCGAGAGGGAUUAUGGGGGCAACUGCCUCAUCUACGACCCCGACAACAAGACUGACCCCUUCCACAACGUCUGGGACAAGCUGGACGGCUUCGUGCCCGCACACUUCAUCGGCUGGUACCUGAAGACACUGAUGAUCCGGGACUGGUGGAUGUGCACCAUCGUGAGCGUGAUGUUCGAGUUCCUGGAGUACAGCCUCGAGCACCAGCUGCCCAACUUCAGCGAGUGCUGGUGGGACCACUGGAUCAUGGACGUGCUGGUCUGCAACGGGCUGGGCAUCUACUGCGGCAUGAAGACCCUGGAGUGGCUGUCCCUGAAGACGUACAAGUGGCAGGGCCUCUGGAACAUCCCCACCUACAAGGGCAAGAUGAAGAGGAUCGCCUUCCAGUUCACGCCCUACAGCUGGGUGCGCUUCGAGUGGAAGCCCGCGUCCUCGCUGCGGCGCUGGCUGGCCGUGUGCGGCAUCAUCCUGGUGUUUCUCUUGGCAGAGCUCAACACCUUCUACCUGAAGUUCGUGCUGUGGAUGCCGCCCGAGCACUGCCUGGUCCUGCUGCGCCUGGUCUUCUUCGUGAACGUGGGCGGCGUGGCCAUGCGGGAGAUCUACGACUUCCUGGACGACCCGAAGCUGCACAAGAAGCUGGGCCAGCAGGCCUGGCUCGUCGCGGCCAUCACUGCCACCGAGCUGCUCAUCGUGGUCAAGUACGACCCGCACACGCUCACGCUGUCCCUGCCCUUCUACAUCUCCCAGUGCUGGACGCUCGGCUCGGUGCUUGUGCUCACCUGGACCGUGUGGCGCUUCUUCCUGCGGGACAUCACCCUGCGCUACAAGGAGACCCGGCGGCAGAAGCAGCAGGGCAGGCCGCCCCCCGGCAGGGCUGUCAGCAGCGGGGACGGACACCAGGCCGGCCCCCACGACACCCCGGGGCCAGCGCCGGCGAGGGAGGGGUCGCCAGCACCCAAGUGACCUGUGACCUUCAGCCAGCGGCCCGCCAGGAACCCCGGGCCGUGUCACCUCCACCCUUCGCGACUCCAGCUGGGCCACAGGGUGUUGUCCCCAGCGACCGGCCACCUCCGUCAGGGGCACCCGGCACAUGCAUCUGAGCUGCCCACUAGCAGGGUCGGCUUCCCCAAGACCAGGUCCACGCUGAGCACCCCUCAAAGGCACCCCCUUCUCCACUCCUUGGGCUACCAGUCACCCUACCACCCCAGAGCAGCCCACGCAGGUUGAGAGGCCGCUGCCAGUGCCUGAGGUCAGGAGGGCUUUGGGGGUCUCCAGCCCGUGUGGGGGUCUCCUCCAGGAGCCAGAGGAACGAGUACAGCCAGGAGAAGGCACACCCCCACUUUGAGGCUCCCUCGCCUCCCCCACCCCAGGGGCAGCCACAGGCAGGCAGCCACUUGGGGGCCUGCCUACGGAGGGGACAGGCUGGGGGAGAUGCCCAUCCUGCCCAGGACCAGCUCCAGACACACAAGUGCCCGGAUUUCCAGACCCCGCCACCCGGCUGAGGUCCCUGCCCCCACAGCCGGGGCUCCUGGCCUCAGAAGAGCCUUGUUUCCCUUGUUGCCUCCUCCUUUGAAGAGGUUUCCAGAAAAGACCAGAGCACCCAACACCGCCACAUGCCCCCUGACACAUACUCGCCCCUGCCCCACAUUCCUCCUGCGCACACACGUGCUCUGGCACCUUCCUUCCUGCGUCCAGGAGCUGCAUUAGGAAGCACAGCAGGGACACGAGGGCUCAUGGCACAGACUGGGGCUCUGCCCAGGCCCUUUGAAGGUCCCGAUCACUCUCAACUACCCUCCACCCUGAGUGGGGAGAUGGUGCCCUGCUGAGAGGUGGCGCCGUCGCCCUUGGGUGCGCCCUGGUCUCUGCCCAGAGGGCUCUGGGUGCUGCCCCCGGCAGUGUCACAUGGUGGCCCUGGGCUGCAGAGCCAGGUGGACCCCACUCCCACCCCGAGGGAGCCAGCCUCUGCAGGUGGGGCCUGCAGCUGUGGGUUCCCAGCAGCUCUUGGGGUGCCCUUCCAAGCUGGUACCUCAGAUGAAGGAGGGGCCCUUCCUGUCAGAAAGUGCUUUAAUGAUAUAAAAGUGAAUUUCCGCAGUUGGGCUGUGAGUGUUUCCCUUCAGAACCAGGACACCCAGAGAAUGCGUGGGGGGUGG
This is a messenger RNA of Talpa occidentalis (Iberian mole), 2794 nucleotides long. It is a transcript of the gene PTDSS2, whose product is annotated as phosphatidylserine synthase 2. The record is from RefSeq and is a predicted model, not a curated record. Gene Ontology annotation, biological process: phosphatidylserine biosynthetic process. The coding region runs from base 150 to 1607 and encodes 485 amino acids. Gene Ontology annotation, molecular function: L-serine-phosphatidylethanolamine phosphatidyltransferase activity. Lineage: Eukaryota; Metazoa; Chordata; Mammalia; Eulipotyphla; Talpidae. The transcript has 12 exons.